AUGCUUAUUUUAGCUAUAGUAAAGCCGUUCUCGAAGUGUGGGAAGAAAGAACCAGCUCCCACUCGUCGCGCCCCAGUGGUAGAUGCUCUUCUAGCGUUUCCAGGAAGCUCUACAGCUCGUCAGCACCGAAGCCUGCACCUCGUCCACCAGGUGCGGCAACACGAUCUCGACGGGGCGCACGAGGAUUCAAUGAAGGCGGUGGCGUUGAUGACACGGAUAUCGGCUUGA
Phytophthora nicotianae INRA-310 is the source of this 228-nucleotide messenger RNA. RefSeq lists its product as hypothetical. The transcript has 2 exons. The coding region runs from base 1 to 228 and encodes 75 amino acids. NCBI's taxonomy places the organism in Eukaryota, Oomycota, Peronosporomycetes, Peronosporales, Peronosporaceae. The record is from RefSeq and is a predicted model, not a curated record.